GUCGUCGAGUCGCCAGUUGCUAGUUUGCCGUGAGCGCUCGUUACGCGAGGACGUUCUGUGAACAAAGCAGCGAGCCCCGGAGCAGCAGUCUCCCAACGACUCCCGCUGCGAACGACACACAGGAAACGAGCGUGCAAGCAGGCAACGAUUGCUGCGCGAACGGAUCUUUUUUCCGAACAAACGAUCUCUCGGAAAAACCAGACGAGAGUCGGCGCCUACCAGUGCGAGAGCCCUUUUUCCUGUCACAACAGACGUGCGUCAUUUUGAUCCCCGAAAACGUGGAUCGUCCGUUUAAACUUUAAAGCUCAUUGACUGUGGUGCGCAAAAAAAAGAGACAAAUCGUCGAACUGAAGUUGGAAAAUCGGUCAACGUCUGUCCGAGCGGAAUGCUCCGAAGUUCGGAACGCGAAUCACCAGCUGAUCGUGAAACCGUUUUACCGGUUUAAUGACUGAUACUUUGUGGGACUUGUUUCGGGCGCGAUUAUCGCGUCGUGACGUCGAUACACGGGAGGGAGAGAGACAGCGAUAAAGACAGCUGAGAAGACCCCGCGUGAAGGAGACGGAAGGAGCGAAGGAAGGAAGAAAGAACCCCCGGGAUCUAACGUACGGAGGAGAGCGAGCUAGUUUCGUUUUCCAAGUGCACGGAUACUCUUCCGGUCAUUCCGGUUGCGCGCGACGCCUGUUUUAAUCUCGCGCGGCGCCGACACCUGCUACCGUGACAACCAACUGCGCGGGAGGUUUUGUCGCGCGGACAACUUUCGUGGCGCCGCUGUGUGCCGUGUGCGCGGUGUGCGCGGCGGGGUGACAGCUUAAAGUUCGCACGAAGCGCGAGGUGGGACGGAGUGCGCGGGCGCGCGCGCGUGCGACAUAAAGGAACAAAACAGAGAGAGAGAGAGACACAAAACUCGCUCCGAGAAAGUUUACUCGCGACGUGCCGGUCGCUCCGGAAAGAACACCUCAUUCUUUUUACCGCUCGCUCCGCGUGCCGCCGAGGAAAUCGUCGAGCGGAAGCGACGAAAGGAGGCAACGUAGAAGGAAGAACGGGAGAAAGAGAACAGGAGCACUCGUCACCGCGUGCGCUCGCCUAUCGUUCAUUGUCAACCCCCGCGUCACUUCUUCCCUCUCCCCCGCCUUUGUAUCCCUCGUGAUCGUCGCUGUGCCUUCGGGUUGACGCUUAUGGCUCGCCAGUAGGAGGGAAAAACAGGCGGAAGAGCGAAGGACAGAGAGACAGCAGGAGACAGGAGGACAGAGGCGGACGGACAGUCGGAUAGAGACCGGCCAGGCAGAUAUUUCCCGCUCCGCCGAGGGGGGCAGAGAGGGCACCCCGGAGAACUGAAUAUGUCCGCCAAGCGAAAGGCCACUGCCAUCAUGCAGCACCACAAGGUAAGUUGGAAUUCCAAAAAACAAAGAGAUACAGCUUCCGUGUUACUGUCCCAAACAAAGGAGAACAUCUCGACCCCGGAGCCCACCGACAUAUCCGAGGACGAUCACUACCCAAGCGCGCUCAUGAAAGAUCCGGAUAAGCUGAAGCUGAUGCUGCUCGCUUGGAAUUAUAAUAUCCAAGUACAGGCGCAGGCAGCGCAGGCCCAGGCUGCCAACGCGGCUCUCUCGCCAAAUAAUUCAUCGACUACCACGGCUACCACCGUGGGCACACCAGUCACCAGCCAAUCGGCCAUUUCCACGGCAAACAACACCAUUAACAACUCCACACUUACAGAUUCCCGAAACGGUUCCUCGGAAUUGGUGGACAUGCCAGCGGGAAUUGUUCCGAAUCUAAGUGCCGUGGCGGGCGUCGGUGGCGAGGACAUGGCUUCCAUAUGGGCAUCUUACGCCAUGGGUUUUAAGAAAACGCCGCCACCAGCAUCGGCGGCAACGCCCUCGCGGUCGGAUCGCGAUCGGGAGUCCAGUCCGCCCGGGGAGGGGACGGGAAGCGCCCACGAUGAGACUAGCAGUAGCGGCAACAAGGAAGAUGAGGACGACGAUGAUAUAGACGCGGACGAGGGACUGGAUCCACGACACCACGAUCCCGAACGUCUCAAGGCGUUCAACAUGUUCGUGAGGCUGUUCGUCGACGAAAACCUGGACCGCAUCGUGCCGAUCUCGAAGCAGCCGAAGGAGAAGAUACAGGCGAUUAUCGAUAGUUGCACAAGACAGUUUCCCGAGUUUGCUGAAAGGGCCAGGAAGAGGAUCCGAACGUACUUGAAGAGCUGUCGGAGAAACAAACGUGGCAGGGAAGGCCCUUGGGACGCCGCCAGACCCACGCCGGCACACUUGACCUCCGUGCAGGCCGAGCAGAUUCUGGCAACGGCCUGCGAAAACGAGAGCGAGAACGCGAAACGCAUGAGAAUCGGUCUGGAGCCGGUGUCGCAGCCUAUGCCAACUCUUCCGGCCGCAACGCAAACGGACGUUCGAUCAAGUUUGGAGCACUUCUCGAGCACACCGGUUAAAUCACAUUCGUGUGGAAAGAGGGAGGACACCCCACCAGCAUCGUUAACGUCCCUGGCACCGUUGACCAGUUUGGCGAACUUACCGAACAACACCAUUUCAACCACGCCGCUGUCGAUCGCAUCCGCGUCAAAGCUGCUCACAACAGACAACAAGAGUCUCAUGAGCCAAUCGACGAUAGUCAGUUCGACGGUGAAUGGUGUCGCCAGUGGCGGUGCACCGACGAUGUACAGACCCAACUUCAGCCAAGCGUUCCAGCGUGCUGGGCCCACAACGGUACCGCCGACCCUCUCGGCCGGGCUAUAUCCUACUCAAAGUUUUACGUCGAGUCUACUAAGCAACGGUAUACAAAGACCGACGGAUCUUAGCAUGAAGAACCCACCAAAGCCUGCUCUGUUAAGUCACAAACUGAACUCGAUGGAAUUGACCGCGGUGAAGCAGCUGAUAGGCGGAUACCGAGAAUCAGCCGCCUUUCUGCUCAGAUCUGCCGACGAGCUGGAGCAACUGUUGCUCCAUCAACCAUAGAGUUACGUUUACUUGGCCAGCGUUCGACAGCUUGGCUCGUAGUCACAACGAUCGACGAGAAAGCGACGCGAGUUGAUGCAGCGCCUGUAUGAGCACCCGGGAGUAACGUCGGAGUCAGCAUGGACCUCCUUCUUUCAAGGCUGUUUACACCGCUACUCUGUCGGCAACUCUGCCGUGGCUCGAACACGAACUUAUCUUUUGCUGAAAAACGGUCCUCUUGGGCGAACUGAAUUGCAUUCGAUCCGACAGCAAAACAAGAGUGCAAGAUUACAGAUUUAGAUGACAAAAUUUUUAAUUGACGAAACAUAGUUUGAGAAAAUAAUUUGAGAAAUUUAAUUGGAAAAAUUUAAUUAAAGUUACUUUAACGUAGAUUAUUUUCGACGUAAGUCGAGAGGCUAUAUAAUCGCGACGAAAAAUUCAUAUUAAAAAGUCCGAUUGUUAUACGGAUUCAUCGUCAGACAUUGUUUGGUUUUGACGCAAAAAAAAAAAAAACAAAAGAGUUCCAUAUACAUAUAUAAUGAAUAAUUGUAAAUUUCAUUAUGCGCGUCGUCGCGAUUUCUAGAAUAUUUUUAAUUUUAGGAUUAAGGAAACUAUUCGAACAGGGUGUACAUAGAAAAUAUUUACUUAAUUAUCGAUAAGCUUAAAGGAUGAUGCGACAAGCUAAGAUGUGUGCGCUAGUGUAAGAAAGAAAGUUGAAAAUGGAAGAAGCUUGCGGUUGACGAUGAAAGUCAUUCGGAAGCGUGCGCUAUUUUCUAACGAGGAUGAAAAAGUUCCGCAACCUCUUCUUUACGGUCGGAAGACGCGCUUGCAUUUUUUCCUACUCUGAUACUUCAGAUAAGCUUUGAAAAACCGUUUGAGAGCUCCAUAAAUCUACUGUAUAUUCAACCGUUUCGAUGACAGCCGACAAAAAAGCUAUCGCGUUCUUACACGAGACGGUAACUUCGCUAAUCUGUUUGUUGUCGUUAUGUACAUAUGACGUAAAUGAUAUAUGAUGAGAAUAGUUAUUCUCGUGCGUGAGGAAGCACGCUUAAUUCAUCGCGGAAUCGCGUCAUUUACUUCGAGAGUGGCAAGUAUAGACACGCAUGAAGAAGCGAUUCGGAAAUUAAUGUGAUAAAAAUUCGAAUUCUAAAGGAUUUUAUCAAAAUUAUUCAUUUCUGGCCACUUUUGGAGCAAAUGGUGGCUCACUAGGAUCUAGAUUUUACGACGGUCAUACGUGUAUAUAGAAAGAAAAUGCGCCCGCGCAUUUGAUACACGUGUACAUAAUAUGUAGGUCGUAAGACAAGAUGAAUUUUUUUAUUGGCGACGCGUCUGAGGCCUCGUCAGUGGAGAUUAAUUAGCUAAUCAAUUAACGAUAACUGUACAACGUCGUCGUAAUAUAGUUAGGCUAUAGUCGUUUUGGAAGCGGAGGAGCGUAGUGAUCGAGAGUAUAAUUUCGGGACCAUCUUGUCACGAUCGGACAAUACGUUGCAACCGUAUUCGUGGUCUCCGGACGCAUCACCGUGUUACCAAAGAACACUAAUUAUUAUGGGUAAUGUACGUACAGUACUACUUAAGGAUCGCGUUCUUCUUCUUCUUUCCGUUAUUCUUUUUAACUGACACUUCUUUCACAAAAGCGUGUAAUCAUUUUUCUCAUCGACUAAUCGAACAAAGAUAGAUAUAAAGGCUGCUAUAUGUGAAUCACGUGAUACCUAUACACGUCUCGCAUAUAUUAUGAGUUUAUCUAUUAUUCUUUUUAAUACCAUUAAUACUGACAUUUAUUAUCGUUAUGAUACAUUUAUUAUUAAUUUUAUCACUAUCAUUAUCACUACACCUUCGUUAUUACCGUCACUGAUACUGAUUGCGAAUCGAAGAAUCGCGAGAAGAUAGUACGCGAGGUAGUACGAAUAGUUUAUUCUGUUCUACAACGUCAUUUUCCACGGAAAGUUUCCGCUCGUUAAGUCUACUUCGUUGUUUUGUAUAUAGUUUAUAUGUAUACAAUUAUAAACGGAGCGCAUAUAAAUAUUGUAGAAAUUAAGUUGCUUAAGUAAUUAGGUACACAAAGAAGAGUAUAUAUAAAUGUAUAUGUAAAUGCAAAAUAUCUUUAUGCGAACGAUUGCUGAUUGCUGUCACCGUCGAACUCUAAGCGCAGAACAUUCCAGUGAAAGAAAAGCAAACAGAAAAGUAGAACAAAGAAAAGGAAAUGAACAAGAAAAACCUAGAGAAAGAAUUUUAUUAAAGAAGUAAAAUGGAAGAAAGAAAGAAAGAAAGUGUGUGUACAAGUAUGUAUGUAUGUGUGUGUGUGUGCGAGGGAGAAAGAGAAAGAAAUGUGUGCAUGUGUGUAUGUGUGCGCGCGAUCAUUGAACAUGCGCUCAUCGAAGAUUUUAUGGGAAUCACGACUUUCAUUGACCGACAAUAGUCGUACUUCCAUUUUCCUUUUCCGUUUGCGAGCAAAUGCGCCCGAUCGUCGCGCGCGAUCAAAAUCACAAAAAUGUUCGCGGCACUUUAGUGAGAGAGGAUCGAAUAAAGCGUUUCGUCAAUUGGAAACUAAUUCUUAUCAAUCAUUUAAAACUUCAAAUACUUGCAAAGAUGGUACACACGUCGCCGCCCUCCCCGCAAAUACAAUUUCUCGCCCGUAUAGUAUAAACGGACUCCGUCUCUUUAAUCAACACAGUGCAAUAGUGCUAUAGCGAUACCGUUGUUCUACCGUGUUAUUGUCAAUCGUCGUCACGAUCAUGCUUCUGUCAUGCACAUGACAUAUACAGAUAAUCACAGCUCAGCCAUCCUCCCUCUUUCGCGCUGUCCCCUUGGUUUCGAGCAGGCAUCACACUUCUUUAUGGAUAUUAGCCAGUUAUUGACAAGUUCAUAUCUUACUACUAGCAUCGUACAUCUAUACAUAAUUCACCUCAGAUGUUUGGGAGCCACACACAUUGUGAGGGCCGAGCUCCGUUUUGCGUACCACAUGUUUCUCCCUCCCCCUCGAAUCCGAUGACCAAUAAUGUUCACUGCGCGUUCUGCUAAUUGAUAAUAUGAUGACGAUAAUAUACCUCGAUGAAUCUAGGAUUUGCGAAUUCGUGAUAUUCAAGAAGAAUUCGUUGUAAAUAUUAUUUUCGACCAAGUGAGAAUCGAAUUCAAAUAAGAAUUGAUCCUGUCAUCGAUAAUUGUUGCUCUUUUCGCAACUCGACUGAUCCGAAAAACCUGAAUCUAUCGUACAUCCGGAAACACGGAGUAAAAGGAAAAGGGAAAGACGAAGGAGACGAGACAGAGGAGAAAUUUAUGGACCGAAGAAACAUGCGACACUACUCUGUUCUUCUUUCUUUUCCUACGUUCGAUAAAAAAAAAAAAGUAUCCGUCGUGUACCUUAAUUCGCCUACGCGGAAGUGCAGAUCUACUGUUCAUAUAUAGUCGCGAAUCGAUGUAUAUUGAUUAAAGAAAAAAAAAUAUGUAUUUGUUCCUAAAGAAAUAUUAAGAGUAGUAAUAUACCGUAAAAGAAUAUUAAUAUUAAUAUUAAUGAUAACGAUAAUUUGAUGGUACAUACUUUCUUAUAAGUAACAUUACACAUUACUACGAUUAUUGUAGAGUUGGUACGGUUCUUGAGGAUGCCUUGCCUGUAAAUGUAACAUAUGUUAAAUGAAAAAAAAAUCUUAUUAUCUUGUAAAUGUUUUACCAAAUAUAAUCGAUUAUUCAACUUA
Monomorium pharaonis (pharaoh ant) is the source of this 6637-nucleotide messenger RNA. RefSeq names its product nucleolar protein 4-like. The transcript is spliced from 10 exons. The record is from RefSeq and is a predicted model, not a curated record. The coding region runs from base 1338 to 2969 and encodes 543 amino acids. NCBI's taxonomy places the organism in Eukaryota, Metazoa, Arthropoda, Insecta, Hymenoptera, Formicidae.